Messenger RNA from Phacochoerus africanus (Common warthog), 774 nucleotides. Its product is annotated as heterogeneous nuclear ribonucleoproteins A2/B1-like. The record is from RefSeq and is a predicted model, not a curated record. Lineage: Eukaryota; Metazoa; Chordata; Mammalia; Artiodactyla; Suidae. The coding region runs from base 1 to 774 and encodes 257 amino acids. Gene Ontology annotation, molecular function: RNA binding. The transcript is spliced from 2 exons.
AUGGAGACAACUUUGAAAUCUGUUCCUUUGAAGAGGAAAAAGAGAAUAAAUGAGCAAUUCCAUAAACUCUUUAUUGGUGGCUUGUGCUCCAGAACCACAGAAAAAAGUCUGAGGAACUAUUACCAGCAAUGGGGAAAACUUACAGACUGUGUGGUUUUAAGGAAUCCUUCAAACAAAAGAUCGAGGGGAUUCGGUUUUGUAACUUUCUCAUCCGUGGCUGAGGUUGAUGCUGCCAUGGCUGCCAGACCUCAUUCAGUUGAUGGGAAAGUGGUUGACCCCAAACGCGCUGUUGCAAGAGAGGAAUCUGAAAAGCCAGGGGCUCAUUUAGCUGUCAAGAAGCUGUUUGUUGGUGGAAUUAAGGAAGAUACUGAGGAACAUCAUCUUAGAGAUUACUUUGAGAAAUAUGGAAAAAUUGAUACCAUUGAGAUAAUUACUGACAGGCAGUCUGGAAAGAAAAGAGGCUUUGGAUUUGUUACUUUUGAUGACCAUGAUCCUGUGGACAAGAUUGUGUUGCAGAAGUACCACACCAUCAAUGGUCAUCAUGCAGAAGUAGGAAAGGCCUUGUCUAGACAAGAAAUGCAGGAGGACCUGGAGGUGGCAAUUUUGGAAGCUGCCCUGGUUAUGGAGGAGGAGGAUAUGGUGGUGGAGGACCAGGAUAUGGCAACCAGAAAAGGGGCUCUGGAGGUAGCAACUAUGGAGGAGGAAAUUGUGGAAGUGGAAUUUACAAUGAUUUUGGAAAUUAUAACCAGCAACCUUCUAAUUAUGGUCCAAUGA